UUGGAGGGGAGAUAUGACAUCAUAAGGCUGUGCCUCCUCCUGCUCUGUUGUGAUUUGGCUGAAGAAAGAAAAUCAUCCACGUGCCACACUAUUAUAAAGAUGUCGUUUAUUAAAGAGGAGAGUGAAGACAUUAGGAUUGCAGAAGUGUUCAGCAUCAAACAUGAAGAUACUGAGGAACAAACAGACCUGAAGGUGCUGAAAGAGGAGAGUCAAGAACUGAAUGAAAAUGAAGAGAAGUACUUGGUUGAGGAAAAUCCAGAUUUCAAAACGGAAGAAAAAUAUCUUAGCUGCUCACAGACUAAAGAGGCUUCCACACGAAUAAGAGCUCAGAAGACAGGAACUAGAGAAAUUCAGAUGGAAUAUUCCCAUCAGUUUACAAGUGAAGACGAGCAUCAAAGCUUCAGGAAGAAAUCUGUGAAGACUGAGUUUAUUAAAGAGGACAGAGAGAAGAUGGGAGAUCCAGAACCCUGCAGAAUCAAGCACACUGAAGACACUGAAGAACUAACAGAGUUAUUUGAAGAAAAUGAGGACAAUGAAGAAUUGAGUGAAGUUGAGGAGAAAAAUCACUUCAAAACUGGAGAAAACCCUUUGAGUUGCUGUCAAAGCAAACAGAUAAUAUUAAAGAAAACAAGAGCCAAGAAAUCUUUCACCUGCACUCAGUGUGGAAAGAGCUGCAAAUAUAAACAUAUUCUUGAUGUUCACAUGAGAGUUCACACUGGAGAAAAACCGUUCACUUGUGAUCAGUGCUGGAAGAGUUUCACACAAUCAGCAAGUCUAAAGUUACACAUGAACAUCCACACUAGAGAGAAACUGUACACAUGUGAUCAAUGCGGGAAAACAUUUUUGAAAGCUUCAGUCCUGAAACAGCACCUGAAAGUUCAUACAAAGGAAAAACCACAUUCAUGUCAUUUGUGUGGAAAGAGUUUUUCACAUCUACAACAUUUGAAAGAACAUCAGAAAAUACAUUCUGGUGUGAGAGAGUACGUGUGCUUUGGGUGUGAGAAGACUUUUACUUCAGCGGGCAGUUUAAAACUGCACCAGAGGAAUCACACUGGAGAGAAACCUUACAAGUGUUCACACUGUGACAAAAGAUUCAGUGUGUCAGCAACUCUGAAAACACAUGAAAGGAUCCACACCGGAGAGAAACCGUAUACAUGUGAUCAGUGCGAGAAGAGUUUCAGAAUAAAAGGAAAUCUUUUGGAGCAUAUGAGAGUUCAUACUGGAGAGAAGCUGUUCACUUGUGGUCAGUGUGGAAAGAGUUUUGCACGAUCAGCAAACCUUAAGAGGCACAUGAACAACCACACUAGAGAGAAACUGUACACAUGUGAUCAAUGCUGCAAAACAUUUUUGAGUGCUUCAGUCCUGAAAACACACCUGAGAGUUCAUACAGAGGGGAAGCCACAUUCAUGUCAUUUGUGUGGAAAAAGUUUUUCAAGUCUACAAUAUUUGAAAAUACAUCAGAAAAUACAUACUGGUGUGAGAGAUUACAUGUGCUUUGAGUGUGAAAAGACUUUUACUUCAGCGACCUGUUUAAAACUGCAUGAGAGGAUCCACACUGGAGAGAAACCUUACAAGUGUUCACACUGCGGCAAGAGAUUCAGACUGCAAACAACUCUGAAAAUACAUAAAAGGAUCCACACUGGAGAGAAACCAUAUGCAUGUGAUCAGUGCGGGAAGAGAUUCACAACAAAAGGAAGUCUUUUGGAGCAUAUGAAGGUUCAUACUGGAGAGAAACCGUUCACUUGUGAUCAGUGUGGAAAGAGUUUUGCACGAUUAGCAACCCUUAAGUUACACAAGAACAUUCACACUAGAGAGAAAUUGUACACAUGUGAUCAAUGCGGGAAAACAUUUUUGAGUGCUUCAGUCCUGAAAACACACCUGAGAGUUCAUACAAAGGAGAAGCCACAUUCAUGUCAUUUGUGUGGAAAGAGUUUUUCACGUCUACAAUAUUUAAAAGAGCAUGAGAAAAUACAUACUGGUGUGAGAGAUUACAUGUGCUUUGAGUGUGAAAAGACUUUUACUUCAGCAAGCAAUUUAAAACGGCAUGAGAGGAUUCACACUAGAGAGAAACCUUACAAGUGUUCACACUGUGACAAGAGAUUUAGUAAUUCAGAAAUCCUGGAAAGACACGAGAGGAUUCACACUGGAGAGAAACCUUACAAGUGUUCACAUUGUGACAAGAGAUUCAUUCGGUCAGGACACCUGAAAACACACGAGAGGCUUCACACUGGAGAGAAACCUUACAAGUGUUCACACUGUGACACAAGAUUCAUUCGGUCAGGACACCCGAAAACACAUGAGAGGAUUCACACUGGAGAGAAACCUUACAAGUGUUCACAUUGUGACACAAGAUUCAUUCGGUCAGGACACCUGAAAACACACGAGAGGAUUCACACUGGAGAGAAACCUUACAAGUGUUCACAUUGUGACACAAGAUUCAUUCGGUCAGGACACCUGAAAACACACGAGAGGCUUCACACUGGAGAGAAACCUUACAAGUGUUCACACUGUGACAAGAGAUUCAAUCAGUCAUCAUAUCUGAAAACACAUGAGAGGAUCCACACUGGAGAGAAACCGUAUCACUGCACUGCAUGUGGGAAGAGUUUCAAUCAAUCUUCUACCCUAAACAGACAUACAAAAAGCAAUCACAGUAAGUAGAUCAUCUUCAGAUCUUUCACAUCACCAAAUGUGACACAAUAAUGCAUCAAGCAGUAAAAUAUCAUCAAAUGUCAUUACAAGUGACAUGACAAAUAAACAUAAUCUAAAGUUUUCACAGUGAAUAAAGUUCAUCAAAACCAGCAGAUUCAAUAGUGAGAUUCAGAUCAACUCAAAGAUGGAGUUCCUUCCCAAACAACAGUCAAAAGAAUUUAUCCUUUUCAUAUCAUGAAGCAAAAUGAAAAACAAGUAUCAUUGUGCUUACUUAUGAGUUUCAUGUUGUUCACAUAAUGCAUAUUUGUCACUUGUAGUUUGCUUACUCUUUCAUGAAGGUUCUGAUUUCAGUACUAGAGAAAUUAAUGAAAUUCACUUACAAUUUAUUAUUGCUACACAAGUUAUCAAGCUAAUUGUAUCUUGUGAACUGUUUCUAUAUGCAAUAAAAUAAAGACAUUUGUCAGUGA
Molecule: messenger RNA, 3116 nt
Organism: Cyprinus carpio (common carp)
Lineage: Eukaryota; Metazoa; Chordata; Actinopteri; Cypriniformes; Cyprinidae
Biological process (GO): regulation of transcription by RNA polymerase II
Molecular function (GO): RNA polymerase II cis-regulatory region sequence-specific DNA binding; DNA-binding transcription factor activity
Source: RefSeq, a predicted model, not a curated record